AUGAAAAAGUUUUUAUUGAUACUAUUUACCAUUUUAACAUUUUCAUUAUUAAUUACUGCGGAAGACGUUGAAGAUUAUCUAAGGAAAGAAAGUAUAAAUAUUGCCUCUUCACCACCUAAUACGAAACUUCCUCGUGGAACUGUUCUUAUGAUUGCUUCUGCAGAAAUGGAUGACUGGUUUAAUAUAAAUGGUAAAGGUUUAGGUGAAUAUUCUGGUUGGUACAUUUGUGAUGGAAGAAAUGGCACUCCAAAUUUAAGUGGUCGAUUUGUAGUUGGACGAGAUGUUCUAAAUAGUGGCUCCUCUUAUUCAAAUAUUGGUAUGAAAGGUGGCUUAGAUAAAGUAGUGCUAACUGUGAACGAAAUACCAAGUCAUUCGCAUACUUUCCAAGCGCAAACAUCGGCUUCAGGUGCGCAUUCUCAUAACUAUAAUGAUAUAACUUAUGCAGAUGGAUGCGAUGUAAUUGUCCCAAUGUAUAGAGGAAUUAAAUCGGGUACAGCAAACAAUAGAGCAUGCCAAGUAGGAAGAACGACAGAGGCAGCAAGCGAUCACGUUCAUACUAUGCACGGAUCAACUAGUAACAUUGGUGGAAACGCAGCUCAAGAAAAUCGUCCACCGUAUUAUGUGAUUGCUUAUAUAAUAUAUACAGGUGUUUGA
Messenger RNA from Didymodactylos carnosus, 654 nucleotides. The record is from the annotation of a GenBank genome assembly. NCBI's taxonomy places the organism in Eukaryota, Metazoa, Rotifera, Eurotatoria, Philodinida, Philodinidae.